Mizuhopecten yessoensis (Yesso scallop) is the source of this 5471-nucleotide messenger RNA. RefSeq names its product cortactin-binding protein 2-like. Gene Ontology annotation, molecular function: protein binding; ATP binding; ATP hydrolysis activity. The coding region runs from base 205 to 5025 and encodes 1606 amino acids. NCBI's taxonomy places the organism in Eukaryota, Metazoa, Mollusca, Bivalvia, Pectinida, Pectinidae. The transcript is spliced from 21 exons. The record is from RefSeq and is a predicted model, not a curated record.
GUGAUCAUGAUUAGGAUUAGAUUUCCCGGACAAUGCGAUAAACCGUCUUGUUGAUGAGGUUUGGUCCAUCAUUUUAGAUGUGUAUAUUUCUGGGGUGUGACAUUUAUUAUUCUCAAAUGCAUUUCCGAAAAUGACGGUCUGAUUCGUAAAACGAGAGGAAAGUCUUGAGAGAAUUGUGAAAAUUGCCACUUUUACCCGUCAAACAUGGCGGCGAGAAAUGUCAAACAGGCCGCGGGGUUAUACGACCCCGCGGAGAAACUGCAAUCAAACACAUUGAAGCGUCACCCUAAGAUGGACCUGAACAAAGCCGACCUGUUACGGUUGCUAAGUUACCUGGAAGGAGAGCUCCAAGCUAGGGAUGUUGUCAUAGCAACCUUGAAGGCGGAGAAGGCUAAACAGUUACUGUACCAAGCCAAAUAUGGACGUUUUGGAUUAGGCGACCCCUUCCAGGCUUUACAGAGGGAUUCUGACAAUAUGAAAGACAACACCUUUGAUGAGUCGGCCAUCAAGUCUAUGUACGACAACCAGUUGGCACAACUGGAGAAUCUCAUUGCCACACAGCGCAAGGCUCAGAUAAAGAUGAGGGAGCAAUUGGCCACUGCUGAGAAACGUUACCACAAGGUAUGCAGUGAAUUGGAAGAUGAGAAAAGGAAGCAUGCUCAGGACACGGCCCAGGGCGAUGAUGUGACGUACAUGCUGGAGAAGGAGAGAGAGCGCCUUCGCCAGGAGAUUGAUUAUGAGAAAGGUCAAAAUAAAAAGCUGGAGAAGGAUCUAAAAAAGACUCUGGCGAGUUUAGAGGAAGAACGUGCUAACUCUGUGAAACAUAAACAGGUGGCGGUAAUGUUAAUUAAAGAACAAAAGAAAUUAAUCGAAAGACUUGUCAUCGACAGACAGAAGUGUAAUCAGUAUGACCAGUUGUUGAAAGAUGAAAAAAAUAAAACUAUAACAAUGGCCGAGGGCCUUGUGCAAGAAAGUAAGAAAUCACUAAAGAUGGAGGCUUCGAUGGAGAAGCAAUUGAGUGACUUCGAUCUAGAACGAGAACAAUUGAAAAAUCGUCUCGGUAAAAGUGAUAUCAAAAACAAAGAACUUCAAUCCCAAGUGGAUAUACUACAAAUGCAGGUGGACGCGCUUCAGAAACAGUUGAUGUCGGCAGCCACUGCUGCCAAAGAUUCUCUACAAAAUAUAGAGGUAAAGGCCAUGCCUUCUCCCGCUCGAGCUGGCACGGAGAGGCUAGCAGGAGCCACGGUUACCGUAGUUAGUCCCAUGUUAGGUAAACCUGUGCCAAAAUCUUCAAAACCACUUGUUGUGGAUGGAGGAGUUCGAAUCUCAGAAGAUAGACCAUAUUCUCCAGCAGGAAUUGGAGAAAAUGCUGUUCUAAAGACUGUGCGUUAUGGAGUUAACUCUCCUGCCCGGUCCCCAGAAAGGGGUUCUUUAGGUGGAGGAGAAUCAUCCGAAAUGAGAGUAGGCCCUGUCGGGGCUGUAUCGAUUGACAAGUCGGAGAACUAUCGAGGUGUAGGUACGAGAAUCGGUAUCGCCCCAGGGACCUCUGCUGUAAUAUCAUCUGGAGGCAAAAUGUUGACUGUAAAUGUAGCCUCCCAAAAUGCUAAUUAUCCAAAUAUCGGUGCUGCCAACACCUCUCCACGUAAAAUGGUCCCACUGGGCAGGGGUACACCGCCCCCUCUGCCCCCUAACAAGCCUGUGUUGAACUCCCCAGUACCGGGGAAGCCGGCCCCUCCCCCAAAAGUCGGGGUCUCUGUGUGCAAAGACACUCCCAUUGACUCGAGUAAUCGUACAACCCCUAAGGCUGUGCACAUACCUGUGAGUGUGGUACACGGUAGUGGAGGGGCAGGGCGGCAGUCUGCUGGUACAGAUUCCUCCUCCCCGAUGAGGAAGCCCGCGCAGUUGACUCCCGAAGCUUUGGAUGUUGUAACUACCCAUGAUGUCACGCCUCCUCUAACCUCGUCAUCCUCUGGUCAUGCACCAGUGAACUCUCAGUUGCCAGCUACUGCACUUGAAUUCCUUGGGCCAGAAAUGGCAGACCUUCAGCAGCUUUUAUCCUCCAUCAUGACAGAUUCGGAUCAUCCACAUCAUUUAGCCCCCUCACCCUCACCUGCUUUGCCUAAUUGUCCCUCAAACCCCGCUGACAUUGUGUUCUCACCAAUCCACAAGCGCGCCCAUGAAGGUGACCAGGACGCCCUGCGCCAGCUUAUCCUUGAUAGGGAGGCUGAUGUAAACCUCCCUCUCAAGGACGGAACCACGCCCCUUCUGUGUUCUGCUGAGUCUGGACAUCAGGAAUGUGUAUCUCUGCUGCUGGACCAGGGAGCCAACCCGAAUACCUCCCGCGACAACAAGUACAGCCCUCUCCAUGCCGCUGCAGCUCAGGGACACAGAAUGUGUGUCCAGGUGCUGCUGGAGCGUGGAGCUAUUCCUAACCUUACUGAUCAUCAGGGGUGGACUCCCCUCCACCUGGCCGCAACCCAAGGUCAUACAGACUGCUGUAAGAUACUACUGGACUAUGGGGCUCAGCUAACUGUCUACUCUAAUACCAGCUGGACACCUCUUCACUGUGUUGUACACCCUGGACAUGUUGACUGUCUCCAUGCCCUCCUGACCUACGACCCACGGAGCCCCCACCGUGACCCCCCAGGCUCCCCUUCCACAGUCUCACAAAGUGAUGGCACUGUACAGAGGGCUAUCAAUAUGGCUGACAAGGAUGGCUGGACCGUUGUAUUUGUCGCUGCUAUCAGACCAUUGCCUGACUGCCUCGCUGUUAUAAUGAACAUGUGUGACGUGAACGUUCAGCGUAAGGACCGAUGGGGUCGCACCAUCAUGGACGUUGCCUCUGUGGCUUGCAAGGAAUUCAUACAGCAGAGAACAGGUGGCAAGGACCUGCUUCUGACUGUGACUUUAGAGAUCCAGUACCCUAACCUGUCCGAGGAUUUCACAACCUUACACCUACCCAGCCAGAAGUUUGUCAUCGGCAGCUUGUCAUUGGAAGCUGGUCUUAGCUGGGCCGGACUUGAGACACGUCUUCAACAUACCCUCACCAACUACUUUUCACAAAUCGACACGGGCCUACGCACCAAACGCACCAGUCGACUCGACCCUGAGAUUGCUAUGGAUAACGUCCAGUACAGUCUUGGUCUAGACUUGGAGUGUAUAAACAUGUUCUCCAUAGGUGGUCACAAAUGGGAACUUGGCUCCCAUAGCAACACACUACCACACAGUAUUGUACGAGAGAGCAAUCAAAGGGAGAUAACCAUCAUUCUUGCAAAUUCUGUGGAAUGCGUGGCCUGGGAUGUGUUGUUUCCAGUUUCUGUCAUACACAACUAUAUACGACUGCUGGAGCACUACAAGAGCGUUGUGUUUUACGGCCCAGAGAAGACAGGCAAGACAUACCUGGCUCACCGACUAGCCCAUCUCAUAGCUAGAAAAGAAAAGGAAAGUGGAAAGGUUCCUCAGAUACACAGCAUUGUGCUCCAUGAGAGUUUCUGUCACCGUGAUCUUGUUAACUUACUACAAAGUACAGGAUGUAUGGUGCGGGAGGGUAUGGAGGCAGACGACCGUGCCCCAAUCCUCAUCCUAGAUGACCUUGAGAAAGUGGAUGUGGCUGUCCUCUUUGGGAAAUUACUGGGAGCAAUUGAACACAGGGGACAAUUCCAUACAUUUACUGUUGAGGGAGACGAUCAGGCUCGAUUCUAUUUCCUGGAUAGUUUCUACAUCAUUGCCAGUAUGAACAAGUCGAGAUCCACAGGAUUAGAUUUGAACAUACAACAAAGAUUUCGCUGGGUACAUUUUCGGAUAGAUAUUGAGCCAAUUCGUAACUUGUUAGCCAGACAUCUUCUCCGUAACUUGAUCCACAUCGGUGACGGUCAGUUACCUGUUAUGGACAAUAUGAUGUUUCGCGCAGUGGAGUGGAUUGUUUGUGUAUGGCAGAGACUUAACGAUGGUGUGGCAAAGCUCGGCUUACCCGACGUUAUGUUUGGUCCAUACCAGUUCAUCAUGUGCCCACUUCACUCCCAGGAUCCAAACACUAUCUACAACUGGCUGUCAGGUCUGUGGAACAACCUCAUAGCACCUACGGUCAAGGUCGCUGUGGUCAAGGGCACUGGCAAGGACACAUCAUCCGACGGUCAACAGAAGGUGGCUAACACAGCCCUGUAUGUCCUCAUGCAGAAAGCCGUGGUACCUGGCUGUCCACUCUCUGGUCCAGGUAAGGAACAGUACCUGUCUAUGUUUGCGGGCAGUAAUGAACUCGACAUUCCUAUGAAGCAGGAGAAGAUGAAGGCGAGUAACUCCCCUCACCACCGAAGGUCCCUCGACUCCUCCAAAGGCAUGUUCAACAGAAUAAAACAUAGGAAUUCUUAUGACACUGCCAGUCGGGACCAGUCACAAGUACAGCCUCAUCCAAAACGUCGUAGUCUGUCGGAACUGUCUAAUAGGUCACAGGAGGAUUACGACACAACAGAUGCAAGAGCGGAGGAGGGAAGUAACAGUUCCCUGGCUAAAGUUCCCAAGCUGGAGAUCCGUUCCCCAGUCCUUUCCAUACCCUUCCCUGCUCCAGGUUCAGCACCAGUUCAAACCUCUGACCGUUCACAAACAGCACCUGUCUUCACUUCAAAUAAUUCCGGAUUGACCUCUGAGCGUGGUGUGCGAUCAUUUUCCAUGUCCUCACAAUCUUCCUCUCUGUCGAGUGGGAAGAAAUUCACGUCUCAUUUACCAAUUGCAACGCGAAAGUCUCGGUCUUCGGAGAAUCUGUCAUCAACAUAUGGCUCUGGGUCAAGUCACAGUCGAAUGACUCCUCAUCUCCGGUCACCAAGUCCAUUCUCAUUUUCGUUAACAACCCCUACCUCUGCUUUAAAUUCUUUCAAAUUCCUUGAGGUGAAAUCAAGAGCAGAAGUGACCCAGACCAAGCGUGGGUCACGUAGAAGUUUGGACUCUUCUUUAGCUCAACCUCGAAAGAUUCCAGAGCCUUCCAAAACCCAUCUUGCCUCAGGCUUUCAUCAUCAAGAAAGUCAUUGCUGAUCAGCUGUAUUAACUUCUCAUAACAAACACUCAUAUGAUUUGGAUUUCCACAGUCCAGUUUUUAUUUUCGAUUCAAAAUAGGGCUUAUUUCAGGGAAAAUGACUUAUACAUUAUAAUAUAUUCUGAGUUAAAGUUUGAACUGUAUCGCUACUGUUAAACACUUACCUGGGGUAUAUUUUGUGAAGAAUUAAAUAUUGUGGCAAAAAAAUGUAAUAAAAAUAUAGAGCUUGCAAAUUCUCUAAUAGAGAUUUAGUCUGAACAGUUGACCAUCAACAGAGUUGCUCAAACUUAAAAUUCGUUCCAAGAAGAAAACUUUCAAAAUGUUUGUCCUCUCCCAACCUCAGUGUAAAAAAAUUGUUCUAUAGUAUUAUUCUGCUCUUUAUAAAAUAUGACAGUCUGUUUUUAGGUCACCUGAGACAAAGUCUCAAGUGACCUAUUGCGAUCGC